AGCGGCGGCCAUUUUGGGCUGAGGAGCGAGCGCGGAGGCCGCGGAGCGGAGCGGGGCCGGGCGGAGGGGGCAGGCCGGGCCGAGCCGAGCCGGGCGCAGGCGGCAGCCCUCGCACCCCCUGCAUCCGCGGAGCGCCCGCCUGGGCGGCGGCAGGUGCCAGGCCGCCAGCGCCCUCCCCUCGCAGCGCCCUACGCCGUCCCUCGGGCCGCGGGCCCCACGGACAUGUCCAGCAUGAACCCCGAGUAUGACUAUUUAUUCAAGCUACUUCUGAUUGGAGACUCCGGUGUUGGGAAAUCUUGCCUUCUACUUAGGUUUGCAGAUGACACGUACACAGAAAGUUACAUCAGCACAAUUGGUGUGGACUUCAAAAUCAGAACUAUAGAACUAGAUGGGAAAACAAUCAAACUUCAGAUAUGGGACACAGCGGGACAGGAGAGGUUUCGAACUAUCACUUCCAGUUACUAUAGAGGCGCUCAUGGCAUCAUAGUUGUGUAUGAUGUUACGGAUCAGGAGUCUUUCAAUAAUGUAAAACAGUGGCUGCAGGAGAUAGACCGCUAUGCCAGUGAAAACGUCAACAAGUUGUUGGUGGGGAACAAAUGUGAUCUGACCACAAAGAAAGUAGUAGACUAUACAACAGCAAAGGAAUUUGCAGAUUCUCUUGGAAUUCCGUUUUUGGAAACCAGUGCAAAGAACGCCACAAAUGUAGAACAGUCUUUCAUGACCAUGGCUGCUGAGAUUAAAAAACGAAUGGGUCCUGGAGCAACAGCUGGUGGUGCGGAGAAGUCCAAUGUUAAAAUUCAGAGCACUCCAGUCAAGCAGUCUAGUGGAGGUUGCUGCUAAAACUUGCCUCCCCCCUUUUGUCUCACAACAAUGAAUUUGCAAUCUGAACCCAAGUGAAAAAAAUUUGCCUGAAUUGUACUGUAUGUAGCUGCACUACAACAGAUUCUUACCGUCUCCACAAAGGUCAGAGAUUGUAAAUGGUCAAUACUGACUUUUUUUAUUCCCUUGACUCAAGACAGCUAACUUCAUUUUCAGAACUGUUUUAAACCUUUGUGUGCUGGUUUAUAAACGUGUAAUCCUUGUUGCUUUUCCUGAUACCAGACUGUUUCCUGUGGUUGGUUAGGAUGUAUUUUUGUUUUGAUGUUUCUAUUGGCAUGUUUAGAUGUCAGGUUUAGUCUUCUGAAGAUGAAGUUUAGCCAUUUUGUAUCAAACAGCACAACAGUGUCUGUCAGUUUCCAUGCAUAAAAUUUAGUAAGAUAUAUGUAAGAUCUGAUUUGCUAGUUCCUUCUUGUAGAAUUAUAAAUGGAAAGAUCACACUAUCUCUGAUUAAUAGUUUCUUCAUACUCUGCAUAUAAUUUGUGGCUGCAGAAUAUUGUAAUUUGUUGCACAAUAUGUAACAAAACUGAAGAAAUGUUUAAUAAAUAUUGUACUUAUUGGAAGUAAUAUCAAA
This is a messenger RNA of Cygnus olor (mute swan), 1450 nucleotides long. RefSeq names its product RAB1A, member RAS oncogene family (gene RAB1A). The transcript has 6 exons. The coding region runs from base 223 to 840 and encodes 205 amino acids. Lineage: Eukaryota; Metazoa; Chordata; Aves; Anseriformes; Anatidae. Gene Ontology annotation, molecular function: GTP binding; GTPase activity. The record is from RefSeq and is a predicted model, not a curated record.